This is a messenger RNA of Paraphaeosphaeria sporulosa, 2633 nucleotides long. Its product is annotated as acyl-coenzyme A oxidase 1. The record is from RefSeq and is a predicted model, not a curated record. Gene Ontology annotation, cellular component: peroxisome. Gene Ontology annotation, molecular function: FAD binding; fatty acid binding; acyl-CoA oxidase activity. The transcript has 2 exons. Bases 420 to 2516 code for a protein of 698 amino acids. Lineage: Eukaryota; Fungi; Ascomycota; Dothideomycetes; Pleosporales; Didymosphaeriaceae. Gene Ontology annotation, biological process: fatty acid beta-oxidation using acyl-CoA oxidase; lipid homeostasis.
ACUGCAUAUACUAUAGCUGAGUACGAGUCGUUUGAUUGUAUCAAGGCUUCCAGGCACAACACGCGACGAGAUGCAGCUUAUCCACUAACCAUCCCGCGGAGCUCUCGUAGUUGUUGACUCGACAUAGCUACAUAGUCAUCUCAGCUCAACACGGCCACGUGGGUCAUCAAACCAGACAAUGUCGCCAAAGAGCCGAGGAUCGUUGCAGUGGUGGUUUGCGAAGUCGGCACAAUUCCAAGCCUCGCGGUUCUCGACGUGUUGUAGGCGUCAGUGCGUGCCUCGGGACAUUCACUAGCGUGGAUCUGCGCCGCAUCAUUGGUAAGAGCGACCGAGGCAAUGCUAUCAUAGAUCUACUUGAGCCUCCGGAGCUUUCCAUCUUGUCCAUCUCCCCAUUCCCCUCUACCCAUCAGCAGAUCACAAUGGCACCAACACCAGACUGGGUGAAGCAACUGAAGCCUUCGGGCCCACAGGGGUCUGAGCUGCUUGCCGCCGAACGCGGCCAGAGCGAUAUACACGUAGAGAAGCUACAGGAGCUGCUGCUCACGAAAGAUGUCAUUGAGAGGAGGAAUAAGAUUCUCGACAUCCUCAAGUCAGAGCCGGUCUUUGACAAGUCCUCCAACUACUUCAAUGGCCGUAUGGAACGCUUUGAGCGAGCCCUCGCCCGGGAGAAGAAGCUCCAGCUCUUGCGACGAAAGCACAACUGGACUACAGACGAACUCCGGACUGCAUCUGAAGCAGUCGGAGAACCUGGACCAUAUGCACUUCAUGAGAGCAUGUUCAAGAUCACCAUUGGCGAGCAAGGUACACCAGAACAACAGGAGAAGUUCCUGAAGCCUGCUACAGACUACAAGAUUAUUGGUUGCUACGCCCAGACAGAACUUGGACACGGAUCCAACGUCCGUGGGCUUGAGACGACUGCCACCUGGAAUCCUGAGGACAAGACUUUCACCAUCCACUCGCCGCAUCUCACCGCUUCCAAAUGGUGGAUCGGAUCCCUGGGGCGAACUGCCAACUUCGCUUGUGUCAUGGCACAGCUCUACAUUGGCGGCAAGAGCUUUGGUCCUCAUCCGUUCAUUGUUCAGGUCCGUGACCUGAAGACACAUCAGCCGCUUGAGAACAUUCAUGUGGGUGACAUCGGACCCAAGUUCGGCUACAACACCAUGGACAAUGGCUUUCUGCUCUUCAACAAGGUCAAGGUGCCGCACUUCAACAUGCUGGGUCGCUUCUCCAGGAUUGACCCGCAGACCAACAAAUAUGUUCGCCAGGGUAGCCCUUCGCUUAUCUACGGAACUCUCACGUGGGUUCGCUCUAACAUCGUCAUGCAAGCUGGUUCUGUUCUUGCUCGCGGUGUAACAAUCGCAACCCGCUACUGUGCGGUCAGACGCCAAUUCCAGGACCGUGAUGCCCCUCCAGGCGAGAAGGGCGAGAACCCCGUCCUCAACUACACGAUGGUCCAGAUCCGCCUACUUCCGCUCCUCGCUGCCACCUUCGCUUUGCACUUCACUGGAAAGGGUAUGAUGCAUAUGUAUCAAGAGAACCAAAAGCGGAUGAACGGGAGCGGCAAGGGUCGCGAGUCGGAAACGAGAGGAGCUGGGCCUGAAGAGACACAGGCAGGUAGCGAUAUCCUUGCGGAUUUGCAUGCUACUUCCUGCGGACUCAAGUCUCUAUCAAGCAGCAUUGCUGCUGAGGGUCUUGAAGUUUGCCGCCGAGCUUGUGGUGGUCACGGAUACUCCAGCUUCAGUGGUAUCGGCUCAUGGUACGCUGAUUACUUGCCCACCGUUACAUGGGAGGGCGACAACUUCAUGUUGACUCAACAAGUGGCCCGUUAUCUCCUGAAGUCUGCCCGCUCCGUCCUCUCUGGUGCGAAGCCAUCCAACGAGACUACCAGGAUCUUGUCCGACUUCCGUUCUCGCUCUGAGAUCGGGUGUGCGUUCGAUAUCCUGGGCUCUGACGAAGACCUCGUCUCCGCCUUUGCCUGGCGCGCCUCGUUCCUCACCUUCGAAGCCCUCAAGCACCGUGACGACAAUAAGAAGCCCUGGAACGAUCUCCUAGUCGACUUCUACCGCCUUUCCAAAGCCCAUUCGCAGUAUCUGGUGGUUAGAAACUUUUACGACGCCCUCAAGCACGGUAACAUUGGCAGGGAGGUUGACGCCACAACUCAUGAUGUCCUCUGGAAGCUAUUCCGUCUCUGGGCGCUGCACACCCUCGAGCAGGAAGGCUCCGAAUUCUUCGCCUCUGGAGCGGCAUCCCGCCACCAGAUCAGCCUGGCCAGGACGAACGCCGUGAUGAAGCUAUUGAAGGAGAUCAGGCCGCACGCGGUGAGCUUGGUGGAUGGUUGGGGUUUCGAUGACUGGGUAUUGGAUUCGUCGCUUGGACGCUUCGAUGGCAAGGUUUAUGAGGAUAUGUUCCACCGGGCGAGCGAGUUGAAUCCGUUGAACGGGGUGACUGUGGACCCGUAUCCUGAGAACGAAGUGUUGUUCAAGAAGGUGGAGCCUUUGGCAAAGAGCAAGUUGUAAAGGCAAGUGGGUCGUGUUGAGACGAAGGGCGACAAUGACGGCAAGACUGGAGCAUACACAGUAGAUUGUACUAUAUGGCCCAAAACCAUUGCAUUUAGAAUUAUUAGAUUUAGGCAG